Molecule: messenger RNA, 957 nt
Organism: Colletotrichum paranaense
Lineage: Eukaryota; Fungi; Ascomycota; Sordariomycetes; Glomerellales; Glomerellaceae
Exons: 1
Coding region: 1-957 (318 amino acids)
Source: RefSeq, a predicted model, not a curated record
AUGGCAUCCAGAGGCACAAUCACUCCGCUGCCGGUCAUCCGCGAGGAGGAGGGCUGGGAAGAUGCCUCCUCCUCGUCGGAUGACGACUACGAUGAAGACGAGGACGAAAACCUCGAUCCGCCGGAGGACCUGCUCCUCCCCCACGAGAGGGCUCGCCCGCCUUCUCCUCCCGCUCACUCGGCCCGACUCCGCCUCAUCUACCACUCGAGGGCGUGGGAGACGCAGGUAUACAUGCUGAAGGAUGGCAAGGCCCUCAAGGAGCGAUCCUCCUACCAGAAGUUGAGCAAAGGAUUCUUUGCUGCCGACGAGUUUGCGACGCUCCUCAGCCACUGGUCCAACGCGCUUCACGAGCAAGUCCAAGAGAUCCUGGGAGUCGACCACCCCUACCUCUCGCGCCUCGUACUCCCGGCCGCGCCGCGCCAAUUCAAGCUCAUCAAAGGCAUGGACGGCUCCAGCCACAUUCCCGAUCAGCUCAUGGAACCGUUUCCCGAAAUGCAAGGUAGACUCGUCAUGCAGAGAAUGCGACCGAUCAAGCCGACCAUCAUCCGUAUCAUCAUCGACCACACCGUCGGCCGCGACUUCCAGAAAGAGGCUCUCACAAUGCCAGAGAACUACAAUCUCCACCCGAAAAUCUGGCUUGGCUUGGUGCAGCCGCCCGAGGUCAAAGAGAUGCUCAAAGAACACCCGAAUCUCGCGACGCGACCCGCCUACCUCGACCAGCUCCUCAAGUUCAUCGGUCGCCCCGGCGUCCUCGAGCUCGCGCGCAAGAUGGGUACCGCUCUCGCUAUCAUUCACCACGAUCUACAGAAGGACGCCCGUAACGUCAAGUUCCGGCUCGCGUACGAUCCAACGCAGGACAAGCCUCAGCUCUGGGUCAGUGGAUUGGGGAACAUGGACGAUUUGGCGACUAAUGGGAACGACGACGGCUUCGUGGGAGAUCCGGCGGGAUACAUCUAG